Messenger RNA from Phytomonas sp. Hart1, 891 nucleotides. Lineage: Eukaryota; Euglenozoa; Kinetoplastea; Trypanosomatida; Trypanosomatidae. The record is from the annotation of a GenBank genome assembly.
AUCGAACUCGUCUUUCCUCAUCUAGUUACACAAAUGGCUACUGGUAAGAACAAGCGCCUUGGUAAGCGCGGUAAGCGCGGAAAGGUUCAGGAGGCGAUGGCUCGCAAGGAGUGGUACGACGUCGUGGCGCCUGCCAACUUCAGCACCCGCCAGUUUGCCAAGACCAUCUGCAAUAAGACCCUGGGCACCCGCAUCGCCGCCGACUCGCUGCGUGGCCGCGUCUACGAGGUGAACCUCAAGGACAUCAACCAGACGGACAACCAGGACGAUGCCUACCGCAAGAUCCGUUUUGGUGUGCAGGAGGUGCAGGGUCGCAACCUGCUGACGCGCUUUCAUUCCAUGCAAAUGACGACCGACCGCAUGAGCAGCCUCAUGCGGAAGUGGUGCACGACGAUGGAGUCCGUGGUCGAGGCGCGCACGGCGGACGGCUACAUGUUGCGGCUGUUCGUGGUGUCCUUCACCAAGAAGCAGAACAACCAGCUCUCCCGCAACUGCUACGCCAAGCAGCGCCUGGUGAAGUGGAUUCGCCACCGCAUCACAACGAUGACGGUGCGCUGGCUCGCCAAGGUGAACAUCAACCAGGCGGUAAUGCUGCUGACGACCAACACCCUCACGGACAAGCUGAGCAAGCGCUGCAACCCUAUUGUCCCGAUCCGAGACCUGCGCAUCCGCAAGGUGAAGGUGGUGCGUGUGCCCAAGUUCGACGCUCAGGCGUUGCUGGCCGCCCACGGUGAAAUUCCCGCGUCGAUCGAAAGCGAAGCCCGCGAAGUGGAGGUCGCUGAAGCCGCCGCACCCGUCGCGUCCGCCUAAAAAACCUUUUCUGCGUCAAGUACUCUUUGAUUCGCAUUCGUUUGUUCAUGAUAUGUCAUUUUAUUUUAUUUUAUAAUUAAA